Molecule: messenger RNA, 12657 nt
Organism: Octodon degus (degu)
Lineage: Eukaryota; Metazoa; Chordata; Mammalia; Rodentia; Octodontidae
Gene: Vps13c
Product: vacuolar protein sorting 13 homolog C
Exons: 85
Coding region: 1-10923 (3640 amino acids)
Biological process (GO): mitochondrion organization; protein targeting to vacuole; protein retention in Golgi apparatus
Cellular component (GO): extrinsic component of membrane
Source: RefSeq, a predicted model, not a curated record
AUGUUCACCUGCUACAUUAUGCAGCAGCGCAGCACGGAUGAUGUUUGGGAGCUGGAGGGCAGCGUGGGAGUGAAAAUCAAAGAAGGCAAUGUGGCUUUGGAUAAUCUACAGAUAAAAGAAAAUGCCCUGAGUGAAUUGGAUGUUCCUUUUAAAGUCAAGGCUGGGCAAAUUGGUAAAUUGGCUUUGAAGAUUCCUUGGAAAAACCUGUAUGGAGAAGCCGUUGUUGCGACUCUGGAGGGAUUAUACCUGCUCGUUGUCCCUGGAGCACGUAUUAAAUAUGAUGCUGAGAAAGAAGAAAAAUCCUUGCAAGACGCUAAGCAGAAGGAGCUUUCCCGAAUUGAAGAAGCCCUUCAGAAAGCAGCGGAGAAGGAUAAGCCUAAAGAAGCCAAAAAGGAUACAUUUCUGGAGAAAUUGGCAACCCAAGUGAUAAAAAAUGUACAAGUAAAAAUCACAGACAUUCACAUUAAAUAUGAAGAUGAUGUCACGGACCCCGAGCGGCCACUCGCUGUCGGCGUCACCCUGGGGGAGCUCAGCCUGCUGACUACAAAUGAGCACUGGACUCCUUGCAUAUUGAAUGAAACAGAAAAAAUUAUAUACAAGCUUAUACGGCUUGAUAGUCUCAGUGCGUACUGGAAUGUGAACUGCCGCCUGUCCUACCAAGGGUCCCGGGAACAGAUCUUGGAUCAACUGAAAAAUGAAAUUCUUACAAGUACAAAUAGAUCCCCAAACCAUCAAUACAUUUUCCAGCCCGUGUCAGCCUCUGCGAAGCUCUACAUGAAUCCUCACGCGGAAGCCGAGCUCCAGACGCCCAAGCUAGACUGGAGCCUGGAAGUGCAGAACGUCGCCCUGGAGCUGAGCAGGCCUCAGUACUUAAGUAUGAUUGAUCUUUUGGAAUCACUGGAUUAUAUGGUUAGAAAUGCCCCUUAUAGGAAAUAUAAACCUAAUUUACCACUUCAUACCAACUGUAGACAAUGGUGGAAAUAUGCCAUCGAUUCUGUUCUUGAAGUUCAUAUAAGAAGAUGUACACGGAUGUGGUCAUGGUGUAACAUCAAGAAGCACCGAGAGUCCCUCAAGAGCUACAAAGUGGCCUACAAACAGAAGCUGACGCAGGCGAAAGUCGCAGAAGCAGUACAGAAGCAAAUUCAGGACUUGGAGAAGACUUUAAAUGUUUUUAACAUAAUUUUGGCAAGGCAGCAAGCACAAGUCGAGGUGAUUCGAUCUGGGCAGAAGCUACGGAAAAAAUCUACUGACACAGGGGAGAAACGGGGAGGCUGGUUCAGUGGGUUCUGGGGUAAGAAGGAGUCUAAGAAAAAAGACGAAGAAUCACUGAUUCCUGAAACUAUUGAUGACCUUAUGACCCCAGAGGAGAAAGAUAAGCUCUUCACGGCCAUUGGUUAUAGCGAGAGCACCCACAACCUGACUUUACCCAAGCAGUAUGUUGCCUACAUAAUGACCCUGAAGUUAGUAAGCACUUCUAUUGUAAUCAGAGAAAACACGAAUAUUCCAGAAAUACUAAAAAUCCAGAUAAUUGGCCUGGGCACUCAAAUAUCUCAGCGGCCAGGAGCGCAAGCCCUUAAGGUAGAAGCAAAGUUAGAACACUGGUAUAUCACAGGUCUGAGACAGCAAGAUAUCGUACCAUCCCUUGUGGCUUCACUUGGCGACACGUCAUCAUCCUUGCUUAAAAUUGAGUUUGAAACCAAUCCAGAGAGCAGCCCUGCUGAGCAGACGCUGGUUGUCCAGUCCCAGCCCGUGGAGGUCAUCUAUGAUGCUAAAACCAUCAAUGCAGUGGUUGAUUUCUUUCAGUCAAAUAGGGGAUUGGAUCUUGAGCAAAUAACAUCAGCUACUUUGAUGAAGCUCGAAGAAAUAAAAGAGAGAACGGCUACAGGACUUACACAUAUUAUUGAGACUCGAAAAGUCCUCGAUUUAAGGAUAAAUCUAAAGCCUUCUUAUCUAAUAGUUCCACAGACAGGUUUCCACCAUGAAAAGUCGAAUCUUCUCAUUUUAGAUUUUGGUACCUUCCAGCUCAACAGUAAAAAUCAGGCUCUCCAGAAGACCACUAAUUCAUCCCUGGAGGAAAUAAUGGAUAAAGCAUAUGACAAGUUUGAUGUUGAAAUAAAGAACGUGCAGCUACUCUUUGCAAGAGCAGAGGAAAACUGGAAAAGGCGUCGAUUUCAGCAUCCGUCAGCUAUGCACGUUUUGCAGCCCAUGGAUGUCCACGUGGAGCUGGCCAAGGCGAUGGUAGAGCAGGACGUCAGGAUGGCCAGGUUUAAAGUAUCAGGCGGACUUCCUCUUUUGCACGUGAGAAUUUCUGACCAGAAGAUGAAAGAUGUGCUGUGUUUGAUUAACAGCAUACCUUUGCCGCAGAAGUCAUCUGCACCGUCUGCAGAGAGGCAGGUAUCAGCUCCUGUUACUUCAAGUGGGACAAAAGGUCUGCUUGGUACUUCCUUGCUGUUGGACGGCAUGGAUUCAGAGUCUGAUGAGGAGUAUUUCGAUGCGGACGACGGGGCCCUGCAGACAGCUAAGAGCGUGCGGGGCUCGGGGCUCCAAAAAGCCGCGGAGGUUCCCAGCGAGGAGCUCGUCCACCUUCGGCUCAAGUUUGAAGUGAAAGAGGUAAUUUUGGAGCUUACUAAACAACAGAAAGAAGAAGCAGCACUCCUGGUGUUCAGUGUCACUCAGCUAGGCACCGAGGCCACAGCAAGAACGUUCGACCUCACUGUGGUGUCUUACUUAAAGAAGAUCAGUUUGGAUUACCAUGAAGUUCAAGGUUCUAGAAAAAAGCCCCUUCACUUGAUUAGCUCUUCUGACAGACCUGGAUCAGAUCUCCUAAAAGUAGAGUAUAUCAAGGCUGAUAAGACUGGACCUAGUUUUCAGACCACUUUUGAAAAAACUGAGCAGACAAUUAAGGUGGCCUUUUCUUCUUUGGAUUUGUUGCUGCAAACCCAGGCUCUUCUCUCUUCCAUUAACUACUUGACAGCCAUUGUUCCAUCAGCUGGCCAGAGUGCGGGUGUCCCCACAGGGCUGCAGGUCUCCACUGAGAAGCAAGCAAAUUCGUCUCAGCAGAAAGUGACUGUACCCUCCAAAGACAGUGAGGUGAUUGGCUUCCGGCUGUUUGCCAAGUUGAACGCUUUCUGCGUCACUGUUUGUAAUGAGAAGAGCAGUAUUGCUGAACUCAAGAUACAAGGCCUCGAUGCUUCCCUUUCUCUUCAGUCUAAGAAGCAAUCGCUUUUUGCCAGACUGGAAAAUAUUAUUGUAACAGAUGUCAAUCCUAAGACGGUUCAUAAAAAAGCUGUGUCCAUAAUGGGAAAUGAAGUUUUUCGUUUUAACUUGGAUUUGUACCCGGACGCCACAGAAGGGGACUCGUACACUGACGUGUCCAAGGUGGAUGGGGUGGUGUCACUCAGUGUCGGCUGCAUUCAGAUCGUCUAUCUUCAUAAGUUCCUCAUGUCGCUUUUGAACUUCCUGAGCAGUUUCCAGGCAGCCAAAGCGGCCCUGAGCGCGGCCACUGCGCAGGCUGCAGAACGGGCCGCCACCCGCGUGAAGGGCCUGGCCCAGAGGAGCUCUCGCUUCUCGGUCCACGUUGACCUGAGAGCGCCAGUCGUGCUGAUCCCGCAGUCGUCCACCUCUGCCAACGUGGUCGUGGUGGAUCUCGGCCUAAUCAGAGUGCAGAACCGGUUCCUUCUUGUGGCUGGUGAAGACACCGCGAAUCCUCCCGUGCUCGACAGAAUGCACGUGCAGCUCACGGAGCUGAAGCUUUCAAGGACGGUGAUCCAGCCAGGUACCUCCCAUCCUGAUAUUCAGCUGUUACACCCGAUUAAUUUGGAGAUCUUUGUAAAUCGGAAUCUGGCUGCAGAUUGGUACCAUAAGGUGCCUGUCGUGGAAAUCAAAGGAUGUCUUGAUACAAUGAAUGUUAAUCUAAAUGAAGAAGAUGUCAAUGUCUUGUUUAGAGUACUCACGGAGAAUCUUGGUGAAGCUCCUGACGACUUAGAUAAAGUGAAGCCAAGAGAGCCUGAGACAGGUGAAGUGAAAAAUUCCCCUGAAAUCUCUAUAUCCCAGAGUUUACAAGCCUCAAAGGACACUUUAAGAGCUGAAAGAGAAGAAAUUAGAUCUGUAGACAUCAUUAAUGUAUUGCUGAAUUUUGAAAUUAAAGAGGUUGUGGUUACGCUGAUGAGAAAAGCAGGAAAGGCUGGUAGGCCGCUGCUUGUGCUCAACGUCCUGCAGCUGGGAGCGGAAGCGCGAGCCCGACCCUACGACCUGACUGCCGAAGCCCGUCUGCAGCAGAUCCGCGCGCAGUGCUUGGACUUCUCUGACUCGGGAGGAGGCCCUCUGCACCUCGUGAGCUCCUCUCACGCGACCGAAGAGCCGCUCCUGAGGAUGGCCCUGACCAAGGCUGACUGCGAUGGACCAGAAUUUAAAACUGUUCACGAGAAUACCAAACAGAGACUAAAAGUUUCGUUUUCAUCCUUGGACUUAGUCCUCCACUUGGAAGCUUUGCUUUCCCUUAUGGAUUUUUGGUCAUCGGCAGUUCCGUCCUCCAAGUCUGCUUUUCAGAAGGAAUCUGAGCUGAAACCACUUGUGGCCGAGUCCAGAAGUAUUGCCACCAAAGCCGUACCUAGCACGGUUGCUAAAGAGGAUGUGUUCGAGUUAAAAGUCACAGCGGAGUUGGACGCUUUUAACGUCUUCAUUUGUGAUCAGAAGUGUGCUAUAGCCGACAUUAAAAUACACGGGAUGGGCGCCUCGGUUUCUGUGAAGCCAAAACAGACGGAUGUGUUCGCCAGACUUCAGAACAUCAUCGUUACAAAUGCUGAUUCACUGUCCAUUCACAAAAAGGCUGUCUCCAUCCUGGGAGAGGAAGUCUUCAGGUUCCAGAUGACUCUCUACCCGGACGCCACGGCGGGAGAGGCCUACGCCGACGUGGCCAACGUGGAUGGCAGUCUUAGUUUCAAAGUGGGCUGUAUCCAGAUUGUUUAUGUUCAUAAAUUCUUCAUGUCUCUUUUGAAUUUCCUCAACAACUUCCAAACUGCCAAGGAAGCCCUGAGCACGGCCACAGCGCAGGCUGCGGAGAGAGCCGCCUCCAGCGUGAAGGACUUGGCCCAGAAGAGCUUCCGCCUGCGCGUGGACGUGGACCUGAAGGCUCCGGUCGUCGUUAUCCCUCAGUCCUCAGCCUCGCCCAACGCUGUUGUAGCGGAUCUGGGCUUCGUCAGAGUGGAGAACAGCUUCAGCUUGCUUCCUGUGGAACAUUACUCUCUUCCCCCCGUCACUGAUGAGAUGACAGUACAACUCACUGAGCUGAAGCUGUCCAGAACUACUUUGCAGGCUGACUUGCCACAGCUUGAUAUUGAAAUUUUAAAACCAGUCAACAUGCAUUUGUCUAUACAACGAAAUUUAUCAGCAACAUGGUAUACACAAAUUCCAGGAGUAGAGAUCAAAGGAAAACUCAAGCCCAUGCAGACGGCUGGAGAGGCGGAGCGUCUCGAACAAGAUGUGACAGACUUAAAGCCUUCUGUGGACCAGAACAUCACGCUCCAGUUUGAUUUUCACUUUGAGUCUCUUUCCAUUAUCCUUUAUAACAGCGAUACCAGUCAGGAUUCCACACUUUCACUUCAUGACGACAGUUUCCGUCUCGGUGAGCUCAGGCUGCACCUGAUGUCCUCCGCAGGGCGGGUGCUCAAGGACGCUGGUCAUCGCAACGCAGAUGAGGGUGUGAUGAUCGACCGAAAGAAUGACCGAGAUAACAACAGUUCUAUGAUUGAUAUAAGUUACAAACAAGACAAAAACGGAAGUCUAAUUGAUGCUGUUCUUGACAAGCUGUACGUGUGUGCCAGUGUGGAGUUUUUGAUGACUGUGGCAGAUUUCUUCAUGAACGCAGUGCCUCAGAGCCCAGAAAAUACGGCAAAAGAAACACAGAUUCCAUCUAGACAGAGUCCCGCCGGGAGAGUCAAGGCAGAGAAAGAUGAUUCUGCAAGACGAAACGUGACAUUGAAAGCCAUGAUCACUGACCCGGAAGUGGUGUUUGUAGCCAACCUGAGCAGGGCUGAUGCCCCUGCGCUGACAGCCUCCUUCCAGUGCAACCUCUCUGUGUCGGCCUCCGGGCUCGAGCAGAUGAUGGAAGCUUCCGUGAGAGACCUGAAAGUGCUUGCCUGCCCUUUCCUCAGAGAGAAGAGAGGGAAAACUGUUACCACGGUCUUACAGCCUUGCUCUUUAUUUAUGGAAAAAUGUGCCUGGGCCUCAGGAAAGCAGAAUAUCAACGUGACAGUUAAAGAAUUUAUUAUUAAGAUCUCACCCAUCAUUCUGAAUACAGUGAUGACAAUCAUGGCUGCUAUGUCUCCAAAGACCAAAGAGGACGACUCAGAAGAUGCAUCCAAGGAAAUGGAAAGUCUUUGGGCUGUCAAGUCUAUUGAUGAUUGUAACUCUUGGUUUCUUGGUGUUGACAUGGCAACUGAAGCAACAGAAAAUUUCAGGGAGAUGGACCAUCCAUCGACAGAGGAAAACUGUGCUGUUACUGUGGAGUCGGUCCAGGUCACGCUGGAGUGUGGCCUUGGGCAUCGAACCGUGCCCUUAUUAUUGGCAGAGUCUAAGUUUUCGGGCAGUGUUAAAAAUUGGACUUCUCUAUUGGCUGGGACUGCAGACAUGACCCUACAGGUUCACUACUAUAAUGAGAGCCACGCCGUGUGGGAGCCGCUGAUCGAGCGAGUGGAGGGGAAGAGGCCGUGGAGUCUGGAGCUUGAGGUAAAGAAGAACCCGAUCCAAGAUAAAAGUUUGAUACCAGGAGAUGAUUUUAUUCCUGAGCCCAAAAUGGCAGUUUAUAUUUCUUCAGCAGAUACAAUGAAUAUAACAAUAUCUAAAACUUGUCUUAAUGUUUUCAACAAUUUAGCAAAGGGUUUUUCAGAGGGUACCGCUUCUACUUUUGACUACUCUUUAAAAGACAGGGCUCCGUUCACGGUCAUGAAUGCUGUGGGUGUGCCCGUUACGGUGCAGCCCAGCUGCAACCUCAGGGUCCUGGGCUCCCCAGGGAAGAGUGGCAUUUACAGCGUGGAUGCCGCCCAGAGCCUGGAGCUGGACUAUGCUGGCGCGGAGCCGUCGCCGCACGGGAAGCUGUCUGCGCUGAGCCGCCAGGAGAGCGCCUUCUUCACGCUGACCUUCGUGCCACACGGGUAUACAGAGGUGGCCAAUGUCCCCGUUGCCAGGCCUGGACGGCGGCUGUACAGUGUGCGGAAUCCCAAUGCCGAUUGUUCUGAUGCGGUCUUGGUGCAGAUUGACGCCACGGAAGGGAAUAAAGUCAUCACUCUCCGUUCUCCUCUGCAGAUUAAAAACCACUUCUCCAUUGCAUUUAUUAUCUAUAAAUUUGUGAAGAACGUUAAGCUGUUGGAGCGCAUUGGAAUAGUCAAACCUGAAGAAGAAUUCCAUGUCCCUUUAGAUUCGUACAGGUGCCAGCUGUUCAUUCAGCCGGCCGGUGGCCUAGAGGGUCAGUACACCGCCUCCACCACCUAUAUCCCCUGGAGGGAGGAGCUGCACAGAAGCAGCCGCGUGAGUGGCAGGCUGCAGUGUCCCUCGGCGCAGCGCAGCUCCCUGCCACUUGUCGUGAACACGGUGGCCGUGCCCGACACGCUCAGCCACGUCAGCGCCCACGGGGAGGAGUGGAACCCAGCCUACGUCGUGCACCUCCACCCCUCGCUCACACUGCGGAACCUUCUCCCGUAUUCUCUCAGAUACUUACUUGAGGGCACAGCAGACGCUCAUGAGCUCGCAGAAGGCAGUGCCGCGGACGUCCUGCAUUCCCGAGUCGGUGGCGAAGUCAUGGAGCUGGUCCUGGUGAAGUACAUGGGCAGAGACUGGACCGGGCAUGUGGGCGUCUGCGACACGCUGCCCGAGUUCUUCCUCGUGUGCUUUUCUUCCAACUCCACGGAAGGGAUGACAGUGGACCUGUCUGUGCACGUCCAGCGAAGCGGCAGCCGGCUGGUGCUGUCCGUCUUCAGUCCCUACUGGCUCAUCAACAAGACUUCUCGGGUUCUGCAGUAUCGUUCGGAAGACAGUCAUGUAAAGCACCCUGCUGAUUUCAGGGACAUUGUUUUAUUCUCUUUCAAGAAGAAGAACAUUUUUAGUAAAAAUAAGGUGCAACUAAAAAUUUCAACUAGCGCUUGGUCCAGUAGCUUCUCAUUGGACACUGUGGGAAGUUACGGGUGUGUGAAAUGUCCUGCCAACAACAUGGAAUUCCUGGUCGGCGUGAGCAUCAGAAUGAGCAGCUUCAACCUCUCGCGGGUCGUCACCCUGACUCCCUUCUGCACGAUCGCGAACAAGUCCUCGCUGGAGCUGGAGGUCGGCGAGCUCGCCCCCGACGGCUCUGUGCCCGCCAGCAGAUGGAGCUACGUUGCUUCUUCAGAGUGCCUUCCGUUUUGGCCUGAAAAUCUGUCUGGCAAACUUUGUGUGAGAGUGGUGGGCUGUGAAGGAACGUCUAAACCAUUCUUUUAUAACCGACAAGAUAAUGGCACUUUAUUGAGCUUAGAAGAACUGAAUGGUGCUCUCUUGGUGGACGUAAACACUGCGGAGCACUCCACUGUGAUAACCUUUUCCGAUUACCACGAGGGCUCUGCACCUGCCCUCCUGAUGAACCACACGCCGUGGGACGUCCUCACUUACAAACAGAGUGGGUCACGGGAGGAAUUAGUCCUGUUGCCAAGACAAGCCCGACUUUUUGCCUGGGCCGACCCAACGGGCACCAGAAAACUGACCUGGACGUACGCAGCAAAUCAUGGGGAGCACGCUCUGUUGAAGGAUGAGUGUGGCCAGUUUCCGUACGACGCGAACAUCCAGAUCCACUGGGUGUCGUUCCUGGACGGUCGCCAGAGAGUCCUGCUCUUCACAGAUGACGUGGCCCUGGUGUCCAGAGCGCUGCAGGCAGAGGAGAUGGAGCAGGCUGACCACGAGCUAACCCUGUCCCUGCACAGCCUCGGGCUCUCGCUGGUCAAUAAUGAAGAAAAGCAGGAAGUGUCAUAUAUUGGAAUAACCAGUUCUGGUGUGGUUUGGGAAAUGAAACCAAAGCAGAAAUGGAAGCCUUUUAGUCAAAAGCAGAUAAUCCUCCUGGAGCAGUCGUACCAGAGACACCAGGGCUCCCCGGGCCGCGGCUGGGUGAAGCUGGAGAAUAAUUUUGAGGUCAAUUUUGAUAAAGUUCCCAUGGAAAUGCGUCUUCCCAUUCGGUGCCCUAUUAAACGAGAUUUUCUAUCAGGAAUUCAGGUUGAAUUUAAGCAGUCUCCUCAUCAGAGGAGUUUAAGGGCCAGGCUGUACUGGCUACAGAUUGACAAUCAGUUACCAGGUACAAUGUUCCCUGUUGUGUUUCAUCCUGUGGCUCCUCCGAAGUCCAUUGCUUUGGAUUCAGAGCCCAAACCUUUCAUUGAUGUGAGUGUAAUCACAAGAUUUAAUGAGUACAGUAAAGUGUUACAGUUCAAGUAUUUCAUGGUCCUCAUUCAGGAAAUGGCGUUGAAAGUCGACCAGGGGUUUCUGGGCGCUCUUGUCGCGCUGUUUACCCCAACCAGUGAUCCUGAUGCUGAAGGCAAACGGACACAGUUACUCCAGCAAGAUAUUGAUGCUCUAAACGUGGAAUUAAUGGAGACAUCCCUGACCGAUAUGUCAGUUCUUAGUUUCUUUGAACAUUUCCACAUUUCUCCUAUUAAGCUGCAUUUGAGUCUGUCUUUGAGUUCUGGAGGAGAGGAGUCCGACAAGCAGGAAAUGAUUGCGAUUCACUCUGUGAACCUGCUGCUGAAGAGCAUCGGCGCCACCCUCACCGACGUGGAUGACCUCGUCUUCAAACUUGCUUAUUAUGAAGUACAGUACCAGUUUUACAGGCGAGACCAGCUCGUGUGGAGCGUCGUCAGGCACUACAGUGAGCAGUUCCUGAAGCAGAUGUAUGUCCUCGUGUUGGGCUUGGAUGUGCUUGGAAACCCGUUUGGAUUAAUCAGAGGGCUGUCUGAAGGAGUUGAAGCAUUUUUCUAUGAGCCCUUCCAGGGUGCUGUCCAAGGUCCUGAAGAAUUUGCGGAGGGCUUAGUGAUUGGUGUGAGAAGUCUCUUUGGACACACAGUGGGUGGUGCAGCAGGCGUUGUAUCCCGGAUCACUGGUUCUGUUGGGAAAGGUUUGGCAGCAAUUACAAUGGAUAAGGAAUAUCAGCAAAAAAGAAGAGAAGAGAUGGGCCGGCAGCCUAAAGACUUUGGAGAUAGCCUGGCCAGAGGAGGAAAGGGCUUCCUGCGAGGAGUUGUUGGUGGAGUGACCGGCAUAAUAACAAAGCCCGUGGAAGGUGCCAAAAAGGAGGGAGCUGCUGGAUUCUUUAAAGGAAUCGGAAAAGGGCUCGUGGGCGCUGUGGCUCGUCCCGCAGGAGGGGUUGUGGACAUGGCCAGCAGCGCCUUCCAGGGCAUUCAGAGGGCAGCAGAGUCAGCUGAGGAGGUUUCGAGCCUGCGGCCUCCUCGCCUAAUCCAGGAGGACGGCGUCAUUCGUCCGUAUGACAGGCAGGAGUCGGAGGGCUCUGACUUGUUUGAGAAUCACGUGAAGAAGUUGGAAGGGGAGACCUACCAGUACCACUGUGCCGUUCUGGGGAGCAGGAGGACAGUUUUCAUGGUCACGAGCAGGCGAGUGCUGUGCCUGAAGGAGGUGGAGAUCCUCGGCCACAUGUUUCUGGACUGGCAGCACCCACUCGAGGACUUCGUGCUUCCUCCCACCGUGCGUGAGAACCUGCUUCAGAUUUCAGUGAAGGAGCAAGGUCUGUUCCAGAAAAAAGAUGGUGCCGGUGCAGGCUGUCUUCGGAAAAUUUACUUGAAGGAUAGUGCCACAGCACAGAGAGCCUUCCGUGCGAUUGAAGAUGUGCAGGCCCGGAGACAGCAGCAGCAACAACUGAUGAAGCAGGCGUCGGUGAGGCGCCUCCGGCCUCAAGUGCCAUUGUAGUCCCAGGUUCCAGAGAGCUGGCCCUGGAGGAGAAGAUCGCCCUCGGGUCCUGCUGAAGAGGACUUGUCAGGCAGUUGUUCAGUUUUAUUGCUUGGAGUCGUUCAUGCUGAUUCCCUUCGCAGAUUUUAGUUCUGCCUGCUAAUUCUGUAAUCACGCAUGUAUUAGUCCACCUGUCGACUGCCACCCGAGUGGGUCAGACUCUCGAAGAACUGCUUCAGAUUUGGACUGGAAUUGUCAUUAACAUAUGAUGUAAAAGGCAGCCAGGUUAUUUUCAAAGUCUUCACCAAAGAAUGAGUUUAGAAUGACUAGUGUGCUCUGAGAGGGUUUAGCCAGACAGAUGCUGGACACUUUAACACAUGUAAAUUGUUCAGUAAUUGAAUCAAGAACAUUUUUGGUAAACUAGAUAGUUGAAGAAAAACCACUAACGGGGGAAAAAAAUACAUGUUUUCUCUCUUUCUUUUCCAAAAACUUGUUUUUCUCCAAAUAGCACAAGUUUUGCUGCUCAUUUUUUUCCUUGUGCUGUGUAGAAGGAGUAUUGGGAAUCACUCCUGAAAACAGCUUUGCUCCAUUGUCUGUAAUGUAGCGCUCACAAGAUUCUGAAAGUUAUGUACAUGUUUUAGGAUGAGCUCCUGUGCACAAUUGUAAUUUGCUGAUAAAUGAAAAUAUUGCACUUUAGAUUUUUUGCGACUCAGAAAUAUGUAUAAUGCAAUAUUUUUGUAUUUCCAGAAGUUUUCUAGAAGGUAAAAGACUUUUAAGAGCAUCAUAAAUUUACAUUUGAUUUUAGUGCUUAACAAAUGCAUUUUAAAUACUGGGGAGAGUAAAAAAUCUUGAAUUGCUUUAUAAAUAAAUAAAGUAUAGGUUUAUACAGCAACACUGGAGAAGAAAUGUUCCAUGUGUUCCGUGAAGAGCCGGUAUGAGGCGUCAGCUCCCAAAAUGUUUUGUCCUUUCUGCAUCUUUCUUCUGAGACUUAUUCUUCAAACUUAAAAAAAAAAAAAAAAAACCCAAAAACUGAAAAGUCUUUUAUUUGGGUGGACCUUAAGAGUUAUUUGUGGUAUUGAACAUGGAAUUUGUUUCAGAUUACUGAAUCAGUGGAGAAUGAAGAGGGGAAGGCUUGCUUGGGCCCGUGUUUGCUGCUGGAUGGUGCAAGAGCUGGCAGCAGUGUAUGUGCCCGAGCCUGGCCACAGAGCUGCCACCUCCAGGGCCACGGAGGAGCGCGCUGCCGGGGCCUGGCCUGGCUUCAGACGGACCUCGCCGUCCUCGGUGUGUCCUUUGACUUCUGGGAAUGAAGGUGAUGCACACAUAUAGAACUUCUGUCUUCAAAAACUGGGUUUCUUUAUUAAUGGCUAGUUGCAGCUUAUUAAGACAGUUUUAUAGCAGAUAUUUGCUUCUUUGUGCCUUUAAACAUGACUUAACAUGGAAUAGAUUAUUUUUCUAUGAAUCACAACUAUUGACAGCAUCCUAAGUAUUUAAAAAUUACAUUGUACUGAUAGUCUGUUCUGUAAAUGGAUGUACAGGACAUUGAUCUAAGAGGACUUACAGAAAUCUGUAAGCUCAUUAUCUUAGUUUGGCUUAGCAGUGAGUUUCCUACUAUUUGUAGCAUUUUUAUUUGAUUUAAUCCCCUGAGAAAGAAGUAAUCUUUGGUAAAGAAUAGUAAGAUCUGUCUUUUACAUUACGAAAUGCCUUCAAAGCCUAUUGUGUAUAAAUCGUGAGAGAAAUAAAACAUUUGAAGCAUUG